Austrofundulus limnaeus is the source of this 568-nucleotide messenger RNA. RefSeq lists its product as uncharacterized. Lineage: Eukaryota; Metazoa; Chordata; Actinopteri; Cyprinodontiformes; Rivulidae. The record is from RefSeq and is a predicted model, not a curated record.
AAAGAGGAUGUUGGUAGAUUUGUGCAAGACAUGGAGGGCUUGAGACUGUCUUAUCAUUUAAAUGGUGUAGAGGUUCAGCAAGUUUGGAUGACAGCUUUAGCAUUGGACUGGCACCAUGUGGUGGCCGACUGGUCACCCAAUGACAACACAGGUGUUCCCUUGGCCCAUAACUCCCAGGACUUAAAACGUAGAGUGGAAGAACUCAUUGACAGAACGACUAAACGUUUCAUGCGCAAAGCCAACUACACAGAAAUACACAAGGUUAAACAGGGUGACGACGAACCUUUUGAACAGUACAGAGUCAGGAUGACUAAAGUGUUCCUGACUAACAGUGGACUGAGUGAAUCUACUGACGAGACUGGACCUUUCAGACAGCAGCUUAAGAAUGCGUUGCAUGCUGGUUCACGUGAUGCAAUUAAAGCUUGGAUUACUAAAUUUUAUGUUCACAUGGGAACAGGUUCUUUGGAUCAAUACAUUGAGCAGGCCCUUCAUGCUGAGAAAGCAGUGGCAGUGAAAAAGAGGAAGGAGGUGACUAAGGACACAUUUUUUCAUGGCAGUGAGCAUGAUG